Molecule: messenger RNA, 4761 nt
Organism: Cephus cinctus (wheat stem sawfly)
Lineage: Eukaryota; Metazoa; Arthropoda; Insecta; Hymenoptera; Cephidae
Product: ubiquitin carboxyl-terminal hydrolase 48
Exons: 18
Coding region: 146-3592 (1148 amino acids)
Biological process (GO): protein deubiquitination
Cellular component (GO): cytosol; nucleus
Molecular function (GO): cysteine-type deubiquitinase activity; cysteine-type endopeptidase activity
Source: RefSeq, a predicted model, not a curated record
UUCCUAUGUUCUGUACGUGACAACAACUCGACGUUCACAGAAGAUUAAUUAAUUCUUGACGAAGGCAUUGCAGCGUAGUCACAGACAGCGGCUUCACGAGUAACCUCACGAGAUAUUUUAACAGCUCUGUAUUAUCCACUUGAAAAUGGCACCAACUAAGAAGACUGAUAUGGAGAAAUUGGCAUGGGCUUGGGUGGACUCGGUUGAACCAGAAGAAAUUCAGAGGAUCCACUUGGAAACAGCAUACAAAAUUGGUCUUAAAAAUUGCAAAAACUGCAGACGUAAUUGUCAAAAUAAUCCCAUGUGCUUAUCGGGUCUUGGAGAGGAACGAUAUCUAAAAGCACCACCAGUGGAAGCAGGUUCUUUGCAAAGCGUAUUGUGCAAACUUCGUGAUUUAAAAUCCUAUGUUGGUUUGAAGAACCUUGGAGCUACUUGCUAUGUGAACAGUCUUAUCCAAGUUUGGUUUCACAAUGAAGACUUGAGGAGGAUAAUAUACAAGUGGAAGAUCCAUGAAGAUCCAGAGGAGACAGAGAGAAUGGCACAGGCCAAAUCUAUGGCAAUUACUUACAGCCCAGUGACUGCUAUUGGACAAUUACAAUUACUUUUUGCAUUAAUGCAAUUUGGCAAUAAGUCAUCUGUUGACCCUAUCAAUUUGGCUAUCUCUCUGUCUCUUGACACAAGUAUCCAGCAGGAUGCACAAGAGUUUUCCAAACUUCUUCUCUGUCACAUUGAGAAAAAAAUGGAACGAAGUCCGGAACUGAAGGAAGAGCUACAACGUCUGACCCAGGGAAAAUAUAGUUAUGUCAACUGUUGCAAGACCUGUGGUACUGAGCAUCUCACAUCAACAACAUUCUAUGAACUGGACUUACUGCUUGUGGGAACUUUGAGAGAGGCCAUCCGGUCGUAUUUGAAUGUGGAACAAUUAGCAGGUCAGAAUCAGUAUCACUGUACGACAUGUAACGACAAAAAAGAUGCCACCCGUUUCAUACGAUUGGAUUCACUUCCGGAUACCCUUAACAUACAGCUAUUACGUUUUAUAUUUAAUCGUGACACUGGACAGAAGAAAAAGUUAAACGCCUGCAUCACAUUCCCGAUGGAGCUGGAUAUGUCGGAAUUCAUUAAAUGUCCACCUCAGACCCACGUCUACAAUCUCAUGGGUAUUUUAAGCCACAAAGGGCAGUCGGCUCAUUCUGGUCACUUUGUUGCCAAUAUUCGUAACUCAGAUGGGCAAUGGCACGAACUGAGCGACGAUAAGGUCGAUGAGGUGGACCUCAAUCAGCUGGAGGAUGGUCUUCACGAUUUUCAGAAGAAUACAAAGAGGACCCGUGUACCCAAGGGAUGCAUAUCCUCUACGACGGCCUACAUGCUCGUCUAUAGAAAACAGACUGCUAACAACACAUCAAAGUCGAAGAGGAGCACGAUACAGAAGCGCGAGAGUGAAUCCCCUACGUCGCCACCAGAGAAGAUCAUAGCUCGUGACGUCUUCAAUGAAGUAAAUUCACCAAUAAUGAGUCACUCGACCCGAUCAGCGUCACCGACGGAGUCGACGUGCUGUCAGUCGUCAAAUGUUAAGGAUCAGUACUGUAGAAACAGCGAGAGUCCCAGCAUGCAAGGUAGUCCAACUGAGAAGAAGAAUGCUCACAAGCGAACAAACUUGACUUCAAAAGAGGGCCAAAAAUCUCAAACGGAAACGAUGGCAGCGCUAGCUUCGAAGACACACAAGUCUGUGAUAACUCCUCCGAGUCCAGUAGCUGGACCUUCCGGUAUGCAGAAUAUAGCGACCACCAAAUAUCAGACGAUGAACGGCAGCGCACAGCAGCACAGUCUCGGAGCUAACGAAUUUUUGGAAGAUAUCGAGUUUGAGAAAUGGAGAGUGAACGAGACUGUGCGAGACCUCGUCAAGCAGGAGAAUGUUAAGCAUGAGCUUGUCCUGUUGGCUGAACAGCAGGAACGACAACGAAUAGCAGAGGAAGAGAACAAGAAGAGACAGUUAGUUAUAGAUUUUUACAAUAUCGUAGAGAAUACGCCAAAUCACGAGGAGUAUCAAUGGCUGCCUACGGAGUGGCUACACAAGUGGCUCAAUCCGUCGGCUGGGAAUUCGAUCUGCCCUAUAGACAAUACGCCGAUUAUGUGUCCCCAUGGAUUUGUCGAUCCUCUCAAGGUGAAUAAGGCUAAGUGCGUGCCCCCGAAAGCAGCUGAACUCCUUUUCGACGUUUAUCGUGGUGGCCCGAGACUUGACCAGAAUUCUCUCUGCACGUACUGCGUCAGACGUCGUUGCAAAACAAUACGCUUUAAAAUUGCCAUAGAACAGGAUCAGAAGUCAAUAACGGAGUUGAUGAGGAAUUAUAAAGAAGAAAAAGGCGGUUUCGUGGUGGGAGCAGAAUCAUUCAAGUACUGGAAGCGUUUAGCUACUGAUAAGUUCAACGAGUAUAUGCAGCGGGAAAUUGACGAGGAAAUAGGGAAGAUAUUCACAGAGGAACCCGUGGAGCAGCAUUCAGCAUCAAAGGACGAAGUCGCUGAGAAGGAGCAGGAAGAUACCAUUCUGAACUUCAACGAGGACAUCCUCUGCGAGCAUGGACUUCUGAAAUCUCCCGAUGCCACCCGGAAGAUCGUGCCGUUAGAGGUCUGGAGUAUACUGAAAAAGUAUUUUCCUGGUUGUAACGAGUACAUACACAGUGUAAUGCCGUGCACUAUUUGUCUGGAAAGACAAAAGGCUGCGCAGAAAGCAAAAGAAGGUGACAAAGCCAGAGCGAAGCAGCAGAAAGAAGAACUAAUAGAUCUGUACUAUGGAAAGAACAGAAUUGAGAUUUUGGACUGUGAGGAUCCUACUAGGAAGUAUUACAUCGUGGAGAAGGGCUUUCUGGACUCAUGGCGUAAUUUUAUUCGAUUCGUGGAAAAUCAUCCCAGGCCACCGCCGAAGUCCAUCAACAAUGGGAUUCUGCUGUGCGAGAGUCACAAGGGCUUCGUCUACCAGCCUUCGGCCUACAGUGACAUGUAUUCCAUCGUCACGGAGGACGAGUGGGAGAAGCUCAAGCAAUCGUACGAGCUGGACCACGAGCUGAUCAUCCGGAGGAUCAACGAGAACCUGGAAGUGGAGCCCACCACUUGCGCUGCCUGCAUGCUCGCCAGGGUCGAGAAGGAGCGCCUGGAGAGUCUUACGUACGAGAGAGCAACGAUCUUCAUUAAGUGUAUCGAUGAUUACGAAGGACAAAAGUCUGAUAAUGAUUCGGAGAAUCAGCCAAAGAGAGCGAAACUGGAGACUGCGACGGCGACGAGGCCCACCAGGACUCGGAGGAAAACGAAAAAGUCCCACGAGCUCAAGGUAUCGUCGACUAUUACCCUGAGGGACCUGAAACUCAUGACGAUGCAGAUCUGUGGCGCUGGACCCUUCGAUCAGCAUCUCAUGUUGGGGGAGCACGAGUUGACCGACCACAGCGAGAGUUUAGGAUCCCUAGGGAUCUAUCCCGGUGCGCUACUGACCCUCAAGAUCGACACACCUAUCGAAGGCGAAGGGGAUGCCGAAUCCGAUUCAGCGAAUUACGAUGGAAUCACGGAAAAAGGAUUCAAGGGAACCGAAUUGGUCACAGGCUGAUCCAGCGCUGUUGGGGAGGAGAUCAUUAAAAGCGAAGAAGCAGCAUCCACGACCUUCUCGAAGAAGACGCCCUCAGGACUCAUCCGGUGACUCGACGGCCGAAGGCGUCGCGCCAGUUAAUCGAUCGAUCGACAUACUAGCUUUAUUUUUUAUACGCGAUAAGUGGGACGAUCGAAUAAUUCCCUCAGGACUCCAGGACGAUGGAAGCGACGGGUGGGCGAUAUGCAGAGGGAGACGAGAGAGAGAGAGAGACAGAGACAGAGUACGUUCCUGUCGAGGACUCUCGAGACAUCUCCACCAUUUCAUACUUUUUAUACCAGAAUAUUUAUCACUUAUUUUCUCCCGUUUGUUUUUCUCCAUUUUACUUGAUUUUUUUCGUUUUCCUUUUUUUUAAAUUUUAAUUACAGUGUUGCAUCAUUAACACCAGGGCCUCGUUUCUGUUUUUAUUUCUCCUGCCAUGGUUUUAAUCUUGAAUUCUUUUAGUUUCUCUCAUGGCACCCUCUGAUUUUGCAUUAUUCGUGUUAUUAUUAUUAUUUUUUAAACUUUUUUAUUGAAAACUUUCGUUGCAACGAUAUCCUCGAAUUUGCGACCGCGUCGAAAUCCGUUUUCCUCCGAGAAUCAAGCAUACAAUAAAGAUAUGAGAGGCAAUAGGGGAAAAUGUCAAAGGACAAAUUCGCAAAAUUGAACGAGGAGAAAAUGUGAGGGGAUUCGCGUAAAGGAGGGUAACUGGUUGGGGGUAAGUGGAAAAAUGAAGAGAGAAUUGUACUGAAGCCACACGAGCCUUUCAUCACGUUUGAUACAUAGCUUUUAAUACGUGUAAGAGACAUAUGUAUGCUCUAUCUUCUGGACUGAAACGCGCUGUAUGUACAUAACGCAACAAGGGGACGCAAUCGUCCUUUGCGAAUCCUUUGCGACUGGCUAGUAGCGAAUAGAGAUCUAUCCACUAGAUUAUAUAAUACAAGAGAGACUAUGCGAGAGGAUGGAGGAAGAGACACUGCGCAAAGUGCAUGUCAAAAUAUAUAUAUAUAUAUAUUGUAUAUAUAUAUAUAUAUAUUAUAUAUAGAAUUAUUAUAUGAGAAUAUGUGAGCACGAGAGCGAGUGAGUGAAAGCGAAGACGCUUCAAUGUGAUGAGAAUAAAAAAGAAAAAAGAAAAAGAUGAGAAAAAUCGA